GUUCAGAUCGGAACAAAAUCUAUUAAUUAUCGUGAAAGUGAAUAGCAUUUUUUAUUUUUCAAUAAUUUGCAUUUUUGCACGCGAAUUUCUGGAAACAAAAAACGCAGAGUACAAAUCACAUUCAGUGCCACGUGCGUGAAAUGUACCAAAUGAUAAAACGGCUUGGUGAAAACUAAAUAACAAAAAGAAGACACUGACCACACAGCUGGCUACAGCUGCAGCAACAACAACUACAACAACUACAAAAACAGAGGCAGCAUCGUUUUGUUGUUAUUAUUUGACUGGGCCUACGUGAUUAAAAUGGACAUAGUAUUAUAGUAUAGUCAGAGUCCAAUUGCUAAAUGAGUUCUAGCGAAAUGGCCUGAAAGCGAAUUGGUCAAUACACACACACACACGCUGCCGACGCCGCUUUUUGUUGUUUUCUGUUUGCUUUGCAAUAAUUGUUGAUAGUGUCGCGCCAGCAAUCAAAAAGAGACAGUGUAUUUUUUGAAAAUACAUACAUACAAACGUACGUACACCCACAACACGUUCAAGGUUAAACAGACGUUGCCAAUAUGAUGUGGUGAGCAGGGGACGCGGCAAGGACAUGCAGAAGUCACAGUUGCCACAGGCAUCAUCGUUGAUGGCACACUGUGCCAUCUGCGGCACGCCCGAUCAGCUGUUGCGCUGUGCCAAGUGUAAGAGCAUUUACUAUUGCUCCAUAGCGCAUCAGCACUUGGAUUGGCCGACACAUCGACAUGACUGUCGUCAUCUGGCGCGUCAGAAGCAGAACAACAACAACGCCAUCGGCAACAGCAACAGCAACAGCAACAAAAUCCAAAUCCAGCAGUUGCAACAGGCUGUGGCAGCGACAACGCUGGAUGUGAGUGGAGCCAACUGCUCGACGGCACAAAUGAUGACACCCGCUGCACAGGCUCAGAACUGGCCAAAUGAGCUGGACGAGCUGCUCAAUUUCUUUGGGCAGCCGACAAUGGCAUCACCGUCAGCUCAGCCAGCAACUGUUGGCCAACACCAUCCGCAGCAUCAUCAUCAUCAUCAACAUCAUCAUCAUAAUCACAAUGGCUACCAGAUUGGACUCACAGAUGCCAGCUUCAUGGGCAGCGGCAGCGAACGACGAUAUGAGGAUUUGUGUCGCAACAUCAUUAAUGACAUGAACCAGUAUGGACUGUCUGUGGUGGACGACUUUCUGGGCAUGGAAAAGGGCCUUAAGAUCCUCAACGAGGUGCGCAGUAUGUACAACGCCGGCGCCUUCCACGAUGGCCAACUGGUGCACAAUAUGAAACCCGAUGCACAAUUUUCGGCGGUACGCGGUGAUAAGAUUCGGGGUGAUAAAAUCAAAUGGGUCGGCGGUAAUGAGCCUGGUUGCAGCAAUGUCUGGUACUUGACCAAUCAGAUUGAUUCUGUCGUGUAUCGAGUGAAUACCAUGAAGGACAAUGGCAUCCUGGGCAACUAUCAUAUCCGAGAGCGAACGAGAGCUAUGGUUGCUUGUUAUCCGGGCUCUGGCACACACUAUGUCAUGCAUGUGGACAAUCCCAACAAAGACGGACGCGUCAUUACAGCCAUAUACUACCUGAAUAUCAACUGGGAUGCCAGAGAAAGUGGCGGCAUAUUGCGCAUUCGACCAACGCCUGGCACCACUGUGGCGGAUAUUGAGCCCAAGUUCGAUCGCCUGAUAUUCUUCUGGUCGGAUAUACGCAAUCCACAUGAAGUGCAGCCAGCUCAUCGCACCCGCUAUGCCAUCACCGUCUGGUACUUUGAUGCCAAGGAGCGUGAGGAGGCGCUGAAUCAUGCCAAACAGGAGAACAGCAAGACGAACAAUGUCAGUUCCAUUGCACAGCAGGCGGAACCUGAUUCAACAACCACUCCUGCACCCACACCCGCACCAGCAAUAGUAACUGCAGUAGCCGCAACAUCCGCCUCCAGCUCCAUCACAUCUGCAUCCGCAUCUUCAUCUACAGCGUUGUCAGCGAACAAAGCUUUGACACCCGCCAGUAUGAACACGGGAAGUGGAGCACUGAAUGCGAAUGCGAAUGUGGCAAACAGUUCCUGCAAUGAGAUUUGCACGUAGUCUGUUGUGGCUUCCUGUAUAUAUAUCUAGAUUCUAGACCACAUGUUGUGACUAUGGGCAGAACACGAUGCUGGUCAACCAAAAAGUGUAAAUAUUGUCUACACACACACACACGCACCCAUUGUAUAAAGCUAGCUAAAAAUUAAAAACUUAUUUAUAUAUAAACCUUAAGUAAAUAAGCUCCAAAUAUCUGAAGUGCAGUCAAGGACAGUUGUAACAGCCUGGAAAGUUUUGUUUUGUUUUUCCCUCAAAAACUGCACUUGUCUGACCUAUAUAAAUGUGAAUCAAAGCUCCUUUAGUCAUUUAAAACGAUAGUUGUAUGUACUAAGUCGUAAGUUUAGUUAUUCUUGCAUUAACCUUUAGCUAACUGCCUUAUCAGCCUCAUGUUGAUUGUUAUUUUUAUUAUUAUUGUGCAUAUUUAUGAUGUACAAUCAAUUAUCAGGAUUUUCGCGUAGUUUAUUUUUAGUUUUGAGCUGGCAAAGUAUUAUAGCUAAAAUGCAGCUACUACAAGAGCAACAGUUUAUAUUGAUUUCCCAUCUCAUCGUUUUCUAAAAAAAUUUGUAAUUAAUUUGGUUAUCUUGUAUUACCCUCACUCCACUCAAUUCGUUGACUCAUUAUAGAUAGGAAAAAGAGUAUAACAAAUAACCAGAAACUGUAUCAAAAAAUCUCUUUUAUAAGCCUCAUCAAAAAAAAGAAGAUAAUAACUAUGAUCAAUUAUGUAUAUCUAUGCAUAUGUAUAUUUUUUUAUUAAAUGAAAAACUGUGCAAACUAUU
Molecule: messenger RNA, 2841 nt
Organism: Drosophila innubila
Lineage: Eukaryota; Metazoa; Arthropoda; Insecta; Diptera; Drosophilidae
Gene: Hph
Product: egl nine homolog 1
Exons: 5
Coding region: 587-2068 (493 amino acids)
Biological process (GO): cellular response to hypoxia; peptidyl-proline hydroxylation to 4-hydroxy-L-proline
Cellular component (GO): nucleus; cytoplasm
Molecular function (GO): L-ascorbic acid binding; peptidyl-proline 4-dioxygenase activity; ferrous iron binding
Source: RefSeq, a predicted model, not a curated record